Messenger RNA from Pelmatolapia mariae (spotted tilapia), 3414 nucleotides. RefSeq names its product ras homolog family member T1 (gene rhot1b). Gene Ontology annotation, molecular function: protein kinase binding; calcium ion binding; GTP binding. Gene Ontology annotation, cellular component: cytoplasmic vesicle; cytoskeleton; mitochondrial outer membrane. Gene Ontology annotation, biological process: cortical cytoskeleton organization; small GTPase-mediated signal transduction; regulation of cell shape. The record is from RefSeq and is a predicted model, not a curated record. The coding region runs from base 354 to 2336 and encodes 660 amino acids. The transcript is spliced from 20 exons. NCBI's taxonomy places the organism in Eukaryota, Metazoa, Chordata, Actinopteri, Cichliformes, Cichlidae.
GGGCGUGGCCGACAGCUAGCAGCCGAUGAUGUUGUAACAGUCAAGUUUGUGUGGUUAUCUGGCUGUUCGUGUGAGCUCUCUGCUGGCUGUGUGACAGUAUGCACGGUAGAGUACAGUAAGAAAGAAGAACAGCGUUUUCGGCACCCUGGGCAUCUGACGGUUUGUAGGGCUCUCUCUAACCGUGUGGAGUUUGCGUUGAAGCUGAGCAGACGGGGGCUGAAAUGCGAACGUAGCUGUUAGCAAGCGAGCCAGGCCGCGGAGAAGUGGCUGGCUGUAUCCUUCAUCCAGACAGGCAGGAGCAUAAAUGUCGCACACAGACCGGUCUGCCGACGUGGUUGACGACGCCGGGGAAGAUGCGCAAAGACGUGAGGAUAUUAUUAGUGGGAGAGCCCAAGGUGGGGAAGACCUCUCUCAUCAUGUCACUGGUCAGCGAGGAGUUCCCAGAUGUGGUUCCCUAUCGAGCUGAAGAAAUUACCAUACCGGCUGAUGUUACACCGGAGAGAGUUCCCACACACAUUGUGGAUUACUCUGAGGCAGAGCAGACGGAUGAGCAGUUAUUUCAGGAGAUUUCCAAGGCAAAUGUGAUUUGCAUUGUCUACGCUGUCAACAACAAGAAGUCUAUAGAGAAGGUGACGAGCCACUGGAUCCCCCUCAUUACAGAGAACACAGACAAGGACAGCAGGGUUCCUCUGAUCCUGGUGGGGAACAAGUCUGAUUUGGUGGAGCACAGCAGCAUGGAGACCAUACUUCCCAUUAUGAACCAGUACAGUGAGAUAGAGACUUGCGUUGAGUGUUCAGCAAAGAACCUGAAGAACAUCUCAGAGCUUUUCUACUAUGCUCAAAAGGCAGUUCUCCACCCCACAGGUCCCCUCUACUGUCCAGAGAAAAAAGAUAUGAAGCCACUUUGUGUAAAAGCUCUCACUCGAAUCUUCAAAGUGUCAGACCUAGAUAACGAUGGUAAUCUCAACGACAACGAGCUCAACUUUUUUCAGCGGACGUGCUUCAACACCCCCUUGGAGCCUCAGGCGUUAGAGGAUGUAAAAAAUGUGGUGAGGAAGAAUUUAAUUGAUGGCGUGUGUGACAACGGCCUCACUCUUAAAGGAUUUUUGUUUCUCCACACGCUGUUCAUUCAGCGAGGACGCCAUGAAACAACCUGGACAGUACUCAGGCGAUUCGGAUAUGAUGAUGACCUGGAGUUAAAUCAGGACUAUCUCUUCCCUCCGUUGAAAAUUCCCCCGGACUGCACUACUGAGCUCAACCAUAAUGCCUACCUCUUCCUCCAGAGCGUCUUUGACAAACACGAUAAGGACCGUGACUGCGCCUUGUCACCAGAGGAGCUGAGGGACUUGUUUGAUGUUUUUCCCUACAUGCCCUGGGGGCCAGAUGUCAAUAACACAGUUUGCACUAAUGACCAAGGCUGGAUCACCUACCAGGGGUAUCUCUCACAGUGGACGUUAACAACUUAUCUGGAUGUCCAAAGAUGUUUGGAGUAUUUGGGGUAUCUUGGUUACUCAAUAAUUGCUGAGCAGGAGUCCCAAGCUGCAGGAAUUACAGUGACCAGGGAUAAGAAGAUUGACCUGCAGAAGAAGCAGACCCAGCGCAGCGUCUUCCGCUGUAAUGUUUUUGGAGACAUUGGCAGUGGCAAGAGUGGCUUCCUACAAGCCUUUCUGGGUAGAAACCUCAUGCGCCAGAAGACCAUUAAAGAGGAGCACAGAUCCUACUAUGCCAUCAAUACAACCUAUGUUUACGGCCAGGAGAAAUACCUUCUUCUUCACGAAGUGUUUCCUGACUUCGACUACCUGUCUGACGCUGAUCUGGCCUGUGACAUCGUCUGCCUAGUCUAUGACGUCAGCAACCCUUACUCCUUUGAGUACUGCGCCAAGGUUUUCAAGCAAUACUUCAUGGACAGCAAGACGCCAUGUAUGAUGAUUGCAGCAAAGUCAGACCUGCCAGAGGUCAAGCAGAUGUAUGGCUGCAGUCCUCUGGAGUUCUGUCGGAGGCACAAGAUGCCCCCGCCUCAGUCUUUCACUUGUAACGCAGCCUCAGCACCCAACAGAGACAUCUACACCAAACUUACCACCAUGGCUAUGUAUCCCCACGCCCGGCUGCGCUGCAUGUGCACUUGUAACCGGUGCACAUUCUGCUUGUGUCAGAACUUCCUCAACUCUGAGCUGCUGCAGACGGUCAGGGCCAAACUCUACGCUGUCGUACUCCGAAGACACGUUAGCCAAGCGGACCUGAAGAGCUCGACUUUCUGGCUGAGAGCGAGCGUUGGAGCCACGGUGUUUGCAGUGCUGGGAUUCGCCAUGUACAGAGUGCUGCUCAAAACGCGGUGAUCCUUCAGCAUUCAGUCCAGCCCUCACUACCCGGGGUACAUAAAGGAUAAUUUGACCAGUUGGAAGUUUUGAUUUUCCUGAAUUAACUUUAUGGAAAAUCACUCAUAAUUGUGUUGUUUAAUACGCCCCGUUUAAAAAUAAGAGAGAGAUAUGUGCAAAUAAGCAGACAUUUAGUUUUUUUUGCAUUUUCAUUUCUCUGUUUCUCUUUGGGGACGAUGCAAAGAAAUAUUUAAUUUUCUACCAAAAUGCUAAUUUGCUCAAUCUGUCCUGUGCAAAUAAAGAUAAUAUAUUUAUAUGAAAAGAAACAAGGUUAAGCUGCUGGUUAGUCAUACUGAGUUACGUAAAAAGCAAUUUUUUUUGGUUGCUUGCUGAUUGAUAUGAUGAACAAUUUAGUGUCACAUUCAGUACAAUAAGGUUUGUGAUGUGUAACAUAUGCAAGUAAUUCUUUAGAAGAAGAUGUAAAUACUGUAUAUAGCGUAGACUGUGUGUACGUUUGAUUUGUUUGUGUCCAAAAGGCCACGUUUGAGUCACAUUUCAGCACUGACUGCAGAGCUAUUAACAGCACAAUCUUUCAUCAUUAUCACCUGGCAGAAAUUAGGAUUUCCUUUAAUGGCCAAAUGCCUGGAUGCACAUUAUUUUUUUUAUUUUAUUUUAUUUUUUAAAUGUUUGCUUUAUUUUUUUGUUGCUACCUGAGAGGAUCAAGAUUAUAUCAGUGGAAGUGAAUGUGUGAAACGAAAGGUCUGCUGCGCUCUCUCAUGUCUUCCUAUGUUGGUCACUUUCCAUUUGAUCUGUAUGUAUGCAAGUGUUUGUCAUAAAGUUUGCAUGCUUCAAACUUUCUGAUGACAGGUUCAGUGUUUUAAGAAUUACUGUAGCCCGACAUCUUCACAGCUUCUCCUCAUUGCUUGUAAAGUCCCCAAAAUCGAGGACUCACCGAUCUCUCCUGGUUACAAAAGGUGUAAUAAUUUUCUCUAGAUGCUCAUUUUCAACCAAAUGCAGCUACUUGCUUCACUGCUUGGUUUCUGUAUUCAUUCAUCCCUGCCUUUCCAAGAGUUUACAUUGAAUAAAUAUAUCUGAACAA